GUUCGUCGUGGUUUAGUAUGCUGGCGGUCUGCUUUAUCACGCUUCCUUGUUUAUGUUUUUACGAAGCCGCGGGAGUUGUUUCCACCCUCGCUGAGCACAUUGGGCCGCCGCGCUGAUUUAAGGGAAAUGUAGUUCCAAGACUUCGGUGCAAGCGCGGCGGUGGCUUAACACCCACACCAAUUAAAAACUACACUUCCCGUCUACAGUCCAUUUUUCCGUGUUGUUAACGGAUAACCUGGGCUCGGGCGGACUGCAACAACUCUUUAGCUCCAUGUAAACAGCUGCUGCGUCGUUGGGCACAAGAUACCGGUCCCUGUACAUUGCUGACAACUGACAGAAAUGUCAGAGACAUCAAGUGACGCAGAGUCGUCCUGUGGCUGGACCAUUAUCAGUAAUGAGGGUUCAGAUAUCGAGACCUUGGGAUCAGAGGCUGCAGUGGAAGCUGAGCUGUUAGUGCGCCCUCCAGUAAAGGAAGCAAAGCUGCAGGAUAAUGCUCAGCGUGUUGAAGAGAAGGUUGCUGAGUCACUUGACGAGACUCUGGAAGAACAAACCAUAGAUGAGACAUUGUGUUCUUCAGAUCAGGCCGGAGACGACACCAAAGGGAAACAGCAUGUGGCUCUGUUGUCCUCCAGCGAUCACUCGGACAUUGUGACUCUUGGAGACUUGAAGGAGGGCGAGCACGUGGAGGCGGCAGCCAAUAAAGAGUUUUACCUCGGCACCUCCUGCAGCAGCCAGUAUGCCUUCACUGCAACAGAGGCUGUUUUCCAAGUUCAGCAGACUCCAGUGACAAACUCGAGCAGCAGUGAGGACGAGGCAGGACGAAGCACCAGCACUGUGGUCCGAAGACGAAGGUUGAGGAAGAAUACCACAACCAUCGUCACAGAGCCUGAGGAGGAGGUGCUGGAGUCUCGCCACAGUGAGGAGGAGGAGGAGGAGGGGGUUAUAGAACAGCAGUGGCAGCAGGGGGAGGAGGAGGCAGAAGUUAGAAGUCUGGAUUUCCGAAUGCAAGGCCAGGGCAGCAGCAUCCUCAACAGCUGUAUCCUGAUCGCCCUCAUCAUCGCCAUCAGUAUGGGCUGUGGCCACUUCUAUGGUACAGUCCAGAUUCAAGAAAGACAGACGACUGUAAAUAAAAUCAGACUGAAUGAACUUAAUGUUGCGAGGGAUCUGAUUCAACGACAUGAUGGAGAACAAGCUUUUAUAAAAGAGGUCCAGAGGGAUGAGUUUGGUUUGGAUGACCCGGAGGAGCAAAAAGGGAUUUCUUUGCUCACAGAAGUGAUUGAGAAGAUAAAGAAAGAGAACCUGGAGCUCAACAUCAAACAGGAGCAUAUUCAGGCCCAGAGAGAUGACCUGGAACUGCUGCUGAAACAGAAGACUGAGGAGAGGACACACAUUGUGUCUCAGCAGCAGGAGCUGGCAGCUGAGAAUCAGCUGCUGAAAACCUCCCUAGAACGUGAAGAAAAGUCCCUUUCCACCCUACAGCAGCAGCUGAGAAACCUGCGCUCAAAGAUUAGAGAUUGGGAGGCGAUGGGAGCUGGUACCGACUCGCUGCUGUCAGAAAUACAGAGGCUGAAAGACCAGCUGGAGGAGGAGAAACGGCUGAUUGAAAGCUUCCACAGCCAGAGGGAAGACAUGGUGGCUGAAGCACAGACGCUGAAUAAUAAACUUGACAAGGAGAGAGCGAUUACAGGUGAGCUGAGGAGAGAGUUAAAUGUGCUGAGAAAUGACAUCCACGAAGCUGGAAAAGAAGCUGGUUCAGAGGCAGAAGAGCUCCAAUCACGACUGAUGGAGCUGGAGAAGAGGCUGAGCUUUGAGCAGCAGCGCUCGGACCUGUGGGAGAAGCUGUAUGUGGAAACCAAGGAAGACCGAGCUAAAGGAGACACAGAGUCCAAAGUGAAAAUAACAAAUGAGGGCAUGGCAGGGAAAGUGAAACAGACAUUUGAUGCUGUGAAGAACUCCACGAAGGAGUUUGUCCAUCAUCACAAAGAGCAGAUAAAGAAAGCGAAGGAAGCUGUGAAGGAGAACCUGAGGAAGUUUUCAGAUUCUGUCAAAUUAACUUUCCGACACUUCAAGGAUUCAGCUUCGACCUUCAUCAACAAAGCCAGUGGGUUUAAUGAUAAGGGACGUGGGGAGAAGAACACAAAAGAGUCGUGGAGCCACAGAUUCCACAAACCUCCUCACAGAAACCAACGCAAAGCUGACGAUUCCUUCCACAGCAACCACAACACUCGUAAGUCAGGGGAUAAAUUUCACGAAGGUCAAGACGCCCACGAGACCAACUUGAAAGGAUGCUCCGGCGUUUUCGACUGCGUGUAUCAGGAGUCCAUGAAUCACUUCGACAAAGCCAUGGAGCCAAUCGGAGCGGAUGAAUUUUACCAGCUGCUGGAAAGCUACGUGCACCAAGAAGUCGACCACUUCCACCACUGGAAAGAGCUGGAGGUGUUCAUCAACAGCUUCUUCCACAACGGCGUGUUCAUCCACGACCAGAUGCUGUUCACAGACUUUUUCAGCGUUGUGGAAAACUAUCUGACUGAAAUUCACGAGUCUGAGUAUCACGGCCUCGAUGGGGUCGUAUUCAGAGAUCUUGAUGACUUCUUCCACCGGCACUUCUUUGGAGAGGCUGAGAGAAGAAACUAUGUCCCAACUGGGCCGUUUGAAAGACCAGACACGGACCGUAAGGAGUCGAGGGCGAAGCAUCAACAGCGAAAGCAGCAGAGAGCCAGAUCUCGACCACACAGUGAACGCAAAAGGAGCCGAUCAGGAAGAAACGCAGACAGACACAUGGCUGACGUCAAAAUAGAACUGGGUCCGAUGCCUUUUGAUCCCAAAUACUAAAAACAUCUCAACUGGUUUCACAUUAUGUUUGCAAAUUCUGUUUUGGGUUGUGUUUAGAAGCAAAGUCUCGUGUAAGUUUGCACAAUGUUAACGUUUUAAUGCUACUGAAUGUCCUUGAGCUGUUUUGUUUUUAGUGAAGUAAUCGUUAUGUUUGAGUGAAAGAUGUGGCAUAUCUGAUUCACACGUUUCAUAGAUAAAACUCACUGUAAAUUGGGGACCUGAUGAUUUAUUUCUUAAACGCCAUUGAAAUCCAUCUUCAACCACUGCACUUUAAAAAAUACACAUGAAAUUAUUGAGCAUAGAAAUGUUGAUUGGGAUUGGGACAUGCCACAUUGUUGGAUGUUUUUGUCUAUAGCCAUGUAGUGAGUGUGUGAAGUGAUUUUAAUUUUCUCUGAGGUAAUAUGCAGUUUUCUAACAUUCCACCUUAUGCCAGUUUUAUUUGUUUUUCUAUUUACAAGUGUUGGCAAAAAAUGACAGGAAGAAAUGAUGUCACCAAAUUUAGUUGUGAAGAUAAAUACAGUUGGUGUUACACAUUUGACUCAUCUGACAAUUGGUAUUUCAAAAUAACGGAGUUAUUACAAUAUUUAUUACAGUAGAAAAUCCAUACCAAGUGACAUUCUCAUUUAGGACAGAAACUUGCCAUUGCUCCUGUGUUUGUCAGUGCCUUUCAUAAAUAAAGAUGCUUCCUCCAACUCUU
Molecule: messenger RNA, 3529 nt
Organism: Cyclopterus lumpus (lumpfish)
Lineage: Eukaryota; Metazoa; Chordata; Actinopteri; Perciformes; Cyclopteridae
Gene: ccpg1
Product: cell cycle progression 1
Exons: 10
Coding region: 340-2832 (830 amino acids)
Cellular component (GO): membrane
Source: RefSeq, a predicted model, not a curated record